CAAAAUGGGCCGCAGCGAUGAAUCCACGAACAUUCUCUAUGGAGGUUACAAGCUGCGCACCGACGAAUCCCUCAAUGAAGGGGACUAUACCUUCGUCAUGCAGUCCGACUGCAACCUGGUGCUGUACGCCAACAACAACAACCAGGUCAUGUGGUCCUCCGAAACCAACAACCUAGGUAGGAGGUGCUUCGCCCGCAUGCAGACCGACGGCAACUUAGUCAUCUUCGACGGUAUUAACUUCAACAAAAUUUGGGAUAGCAACACCCGCGGCCCAGAGGGCAAGUACAUCCUCGUCCUGCAGCGCGACGGCCACGUCGUUAUCUACGGCAGCCCUAUAUGGACCAUCCCCAACGAUGAACCCACGAACAGGAAGAUCGCCAUGCUGACUAAACACUAG
Zingiber officinale is the source of this 397-nucleotide messenger RNA. Its product is annotated as mannose-specific lectin-like. Bases 5 to 397 code for a protein of 130 amino acids. The transcript has a single exon. The record is from RefSeq and is a predicted model, not a curated record. Lineage: Eukaryota; Viridiplantae; Streptophyta; Magnoliopsida; Zingiberales; Zingiberaceae.